Messenger RNA from Sphaeramia orbicularis (orbiculate cardinalfish), 1084 nucleotides. RefSeq names its product crystallin, beta A1b (gene cryba1b). The record is from RefSeq and is a predicted model, not a curated record. Gene Ontology annotation, molecular function: structural constituent of eye lens. NCBI's taxonomy places the organism in Eukaryota, Metazoa, Chordata, Actinopteri, Kurtiformes, Apogonidae. The transcript has 6 exons. Bases 53 to 643 code for a protein of 196 amino acids. Gene Ontology annotation, biological process: lens development in camera-type eye; visual perception.
CCCUACGACACACAGCUCACCAUUUUGGGUUACUACUGACAAAGACAACAAAAUGGCUCUGACAAACCCCAUGCCCAUGGGCCCUUGGAAGAUCACUGUCUACGAUCAGGAGUACUUCCAGGGAAGGCGUAUGGAGUUCACCGCCUGCUGCCAGAACAUCAUGGAGUGUGGGAUGGAGAACAUCCGCUCCCUGAAGGUCGAGUGUGGCGCCUGGGUGGGCUAUGAGCACUCCAGCUUCUGUGGCCAGCAGUUUGUCCUGGAGAAGGGAGACUAUCCCCGCUUUGAGGCCUACAGCGGCAGCAACGCCUACCGUAUUGAGAGGAUGAUCUCCUUCAGACCCAUCUGCUGUGCUAGCCACAAGGAGUCCCGUAUGACCAUCUUCGAGAUGGAGAACAUGAUGGGCCGUCAGUUUGAGCUGUGUGAUGACUACCCCUCCCUGCAGGCCAUGGGCUGGUUCAACAACGAGGUUGGAUCCAUGCACGUUCAGUGUGGAGCCUUUGUGUGCUACCAGUACCCUGGCUACCGUGGCCACCAGUACAUCAUGGAGUGUGACUGUCACGGAGGAGAAUACAAGUGCUACCGCGAGUUUGGCUCCCACUCCCAGACUCCCCAGAUUCAGUCCAUCAGGAGGAUCCAGCACUGAGAAGGGAGCACUGCCUUCACACCUCUUCAUCUCCUCCUCCUCUCCCUCCUCCUGCACAUCCAUCCCUCCUUCUCCUCUUCCUCUCCCCCAUCCACCUCCCCGGCUCCGCUGGUCCGGCUAGUCAAAGCCAUCCAGUCUUGGGCUGGACUUCAGGUGCUCACUGGCGUUAGCUGUUCACAGCACUUUUGUUUUAUUUUUUUUUAAAGAAACAUCAGAAAACAAAGGAAAGAUGUAAGAAAGACAGAAAAUAGGAAUGACAGAAUUCAGAAAGAAAAAGCUGAAUCAGUGUGAAAGAGAGGCCUCAUCUGCCGAGGUUGACUGCAGAACGGUGAAACACCUCAAAGAUUUUGCUCUUUUUCACCUGCACCAUCGACGGCAUCAUCACACCAUCAUUGUCUUUUACAUCAACACGAUCAACAGUUUUGCUGUUACUGUGAUAUC